This is a messenger RNA of Kluyveromyces marxianus DMKU3-1042, 1824 nucleotides long. RefSeq names its product Nrd1 complex RNA-binding subunit (gene NRD1). Gene Ontology annotation, cellular component: nucleus. The transcript has a single exon. NCBI's taxonomy places the organism in Eukaryota, Fungi, Ascomycota, Saccharomycetes, Saccharomycetales, Saccharomycetaceae. The record is from RefSeq and is a predicted model, not a curated record. Gene Ontology annotation, molecular function: RNA binding. The coding region runs from base 1 to 1824 and encodes 607 amino acids.
AUGGCUAAUAAUACUGAGCAUGAGGAUUUUGUAGCAACUCUAGAAUCCUUCAAAGAGUUAAAGACGGGUAUUUCUGGCUCUCGUAUUAGAAAACUAACCGAUUAUACAAUUGCUCAUGUAAAAGAUGUUGAAACCUUGUUGUCUUUCGUGAUAAACUACUCUAGAGAGUGUACUCCAACUCAUAAAUUGGGUUCCUUGUAUAUUAUUGACUCUACUGUUAGAGCAUUGUUGAGUAAGUCGGAUAACGAAGAUUCAGAUGGUAAUGGCGAAGAAAACUAUUAUGCUAAGGGUAUAAAGAUACUAAAUGCUAACAUUCUAUCUUUAUUGAUCGACGGUAUCGAAAAUAGCGAUGCAACGCAUUUAGAGAAGAUACAAGAGCUAGUAAAUAUUUGGGAGAAGAACAAUGUUUUCGAUAGGAAGUCGCUAGAAACAGCAAAAAGUCGUCUAAACGAGCUAAUAUCUGGUAAUAAUGUUGUUUCAUCUUCUGCUUCAUCUACUUAUUCUAGUAAGCAACGUUCUGCUUCAAACACUAAUGCUAAAGCAUCAUCUUUAAGCGAUAGAGCCACACAAAUCUUGAAUAAUAUACCGAAGUUUGAAAACCUUCCGGUUGUUCAUGUUCCAUCUGAUUUACUCUCAGAUGACUCACUUGUACAAAUGUCUUGUUUGAAGCAAUUCUUGGGUACCUUGCAAGUCGAAUUGGCAAAGCAUCAGAAACUGGUCCGCGUAAGCAAGCCUUCCUCUAACGUUUCUAAGGGUAACAAUCGUCCAACCCAAUAUAUUGGAAGAGACUCUAGAAAUGAUAGAUCUAGAUCUCCGCCCAGAAAUAAAAAUGAAAGAACACGUCAACAAUCCAAUUCUUCAUCCCAUAACAAUAGACAACAACAGCAGCAAUCUUCGAAGGAAUUACAAGGCAACAACCAUCAUCUAUAUCCAGAUGAAAAGAAUAUACCUUCCAAUCCCCAUUACAGACCAAAACCGGUCUCUUUUGAUCCUACGAUACCACGAGAUCAUGUAAAGGUUUAUUCUCGUACAUUAUUUGUCGGCGGUGUUCCACAAAACUUCAAAGAACAUGAUAUUGCAAGAAUGCUAAGACAAUUUGGUGAAGUACAGAGUGUGAUUCUAAAUAAUGCCCGGAAGCACGCAUUCGUUAAGGUUUAUUCCAGAGCUGAGGCAGAAAGAAUUAUGGCACAUUUCACCGGUGGAGGAAACCCAACCCAUGGAUUGAGAAUUCGUUGGGCUGUUGGUUUUGGACCUCGAGAUUGUUGUGACUAUCAAUAUGGUUUUUCUAUCAUUCCUCUAGCUAGAUUGACAGAAAUUGAUUAUAAGUGGUCUCAAUCAGCCGAGUGGGGAGGUACUGGUGGACAGCCAAUCCAAACUAACAUGGUAUAUGAAGAACCUGACAUUAUUGUCGGUGAGGGUGUUUCAUCUAAAGCUAUUUCUCAAAAAAUGCCCACUGAUAAAGGUGUCCUGGGGCCAAAGUCGGGGAAAGUUGGUCAACCAGCGGUUAUUCCACAACCGUCUAUGCCCUUUAGCAGCUUGUCUCCUCCUCCUCCAGCAGUUGCUCAGCAGGCACCAGUUCCUCAAGUUGGGCCUGUACAGCAACAAUACUAUAACCAGCCAAAUACCUAUCAACAAGGUCCUACACCAGCAAUGCUGUAUGGACAAAAUCAAAUCAUGAGUCCUCCGCAGCAACAACAGCAACAACCACAGCAGCAGUCUCAACAUCAAAAUCAGCCCCAAGAAUCCUCGCAAUCGCCACAAAAUUUUGAUCCGACCGCUCAACUAAACACAUUGAUGAAUAUCUUGAAUCAAACUUCAAAAUAA